UGGUCGUACAAAAAGCCGGUUUCGUUCCAUCAUUCAGCACGGUGGUCACCUUCAAGUUCUCGUCUCUCCCGCCAUUCAUGGACUUUCACGACCACGUUCCGGAUGUCUUCGCUGGCCGUUUCAGUUUCGAAGGGGUCACCCGGUUUCUCGAUGAGCAAGCGCAGCGACAUUCGCAUGUUCCCAUGAGCGACGAAGACGUGGCAUUGAGGCUCUUUGCUGAGGAUGCGAGAGAUAAUCUACUCAGAUUUAGGCAAUUUGGCCACCCUGACCCCCUGGUUGAACAGCUUUUUCACCACCGCCGUGAUAGAAUUCGAGAGGCACCUGCGCCUCUCCCAAAUAGACAGCGACAGAGGGCUAUUCCUUUUGAACGGCCAGAGGAGAUUCCAUUAGAUCGUUUUCCCUGGCCCCAAGGUGUUCGACGGUGAGCAUGAUAUCUAUGUAUCUCGCCCAAUCUCACGCUAGCGGCAGACCACCUCGUGUCGUGUUCCCGGGUGCAUCUUCCUCCAGGAGCGCCAAUAUGAGCGAAUCACCUACUUGCUCCGUCUGCUUUGGUAACAUCGAAGGUCCUGUAAUAACCGCACCAUGCCGUCAUACAUUCGAUGCCGCUUGUAUGGAGGCACUUAUAUCUGCAUCAACCAAAGACGAGUCUCUCUUCCCGCCUAAAUGCUGCCUUGAUCCUAUUCCAAUCGAAUCUGUGCAAUCUCACGUCGAAGCCUCUGUUGUAGCCGCAUUCAAAGAAAAGUCCAUCGAGUUUUCGACUCCUAUCCGCGUCUAUUGUUCCAAUCCCAAUUGCAGUCGCUUCUUGGGCCCUAAAAACGACGGCAAGUCACCCUCCGCUCCGCUUACAUGCUCUUGUACCACGGUUACUUGCAAUUCUUGUCGUGGAACUAUCGCGAAUGGAGACAUACGCUCGCAUACCUGCACAUCAGAUACUUUAGAACAAGAGGUACGGGCUUUAGCUGAUAAGAAGAAAUGGGCAACUUGUCCUGGGUGCAACAAUCUCGUUGAGCUUUCUGUGGGGUGCAGCCAUAUGACGUGCCGCUGUGGUACACAAUUUUGCUAUCGUUGCAAUGCAGAGUGGGGUGCAUGCGAUUGUGCCCGUCGUGAAUUGCUAGCAAUGGGACAUGCACCACUACCUCGCGACCGCAUUUUCGACUACCUUCCUAUUUUUGCACAGCCUCUUGAUCGUCAUCCUCCUGCAAGAGCCCCACCUGUUAUGAGGGGGAAUGCUCCUCUUACGAGACAUAAUCUGGAGAGGUUGGGGGGUAUCGACCAUUCGCGGCCGUUGCCGCCGCAUCUACCGACCCCAUUCCACCGUCUGCGCAGACUUUCGACUCAGGCAGAAGCUGGUCCUGAUCGACACAACAAUAUGUUCAUACCUCAUUCGCGGCCAGACUUCGGAUCUAUGCGAGCCCAUAUAGAAAGUGGUAUGUCGAAUCCACCGCCAAUACAUAACUCUCCCGCCCUCCCUUUGGACCAGAUGUUUCCAGACACAGACCAUACGUCCCGUCCACCGAACUACGAGUCUCUAUCUAGGGAUAUGCCAUCCGAAAAUCCCUCGACGCUCCGGUUGCCACGACCUCUUCGCCCUGAUAUUCUGUCAAGACCUAUGUUAUUGCGCGCCUCCCGACCAGACCGCAUGCAAGGUGCAGGUACACGUACAUCACCCAUCGUAUUGGAUGACGAUGGUGAUACUGUGAUGGGUGCACCUGCUCCGGCUAUACCCCCGUUCCUCCAUAACACUAACCGCUCCUCGAUACCUCCGCCACGGGGGAUUGGGCCCUUCCGGCAUGCUAUCCGUGCGGAUGGUCCGGAUCUGAAUGUGAAUGUAGAUGAGAAUCCGUUUGCGACGAAUGUAAGACCACCCUGGGAAGAGCCACUGAUGUCGCUUUCUCCAUUGAGGGGGAGAGGCAGUGUAAGGCACGCUCCACCUCCCGCUGUUGCGGCAAGUGCAGGCAACUUGUACGAUCGACAGCCGCCAUUCAUGGAGCCUCAUACUGUCGUUCAGCCACCCGAUGCCAAUAUCUUGUACCAUACGAACAGUAGCAUCAAUUUUCCAGAUAUAUAAGUGACAUAUUUUGUUGUUUCUAAAGGUAUUCAAUAAAAGUUUUACGACAAUCCCUGAGUACUCCCAAGAACUUUUUCUGCCUGAUAAAAACUCAACCAAUGAAUCCUUC
Molecule: messenger RNA, 2177 nt
Organism: Guyanagaster necrorhizus
Lineage: Eukaryota; Fungi; Basidiomycota; Agaricomycetes; Agaricales; Physalacriaceae
Exons: 4
Coding region: 428-2068 (546 amino acids)
Biological process (GO): protein ubiquitination
Molecular function (GO): ubiquitin-protein transferase activity; zinc ion binding
Source: RefSeq, a predicted model, not a curated record